GGAACGGAUCGGAGCGGUAUACUGCUGGAGGAGAUGAAGACAGGAGGAGAAACGGAGAAGAGUCGAGCGAAAAAUGUGUACUGGCCCUUUAAGGAACAUUAAAAUCCAUCGGAGUGUCGUAUCAGCCCCUUGAGAGAAUCGAAUCAGUAGCGUUCCUCCUUCAGUUAGAUAGGGACCAUACCUCAGCGGUAUUGACCCGCUACGCAGUUCACUGUACGGGAAGAGACGACAACUUUAGACACACACACACAAGUCCAGACGCAUGGGGUAGGAUUAACAACACAGCUAAUCAUGAGAGACAACUGGAUUCUAGUUAUCUUGCAGUGUCUGUUGUUUCCGCUGACAGGUUGGUCCAAUCCCGUCAUCUUCCCCAGUGGACCUCACCUGGUGGUUCCGAAAGGCGGUGCUCUGGAACUCCGCUGCCAUGACAACAACACCAACACUCCAUCCACUGUUGUUUCACGGGGGUUGAGGUGGCAGAGAGAGAGGGGCAGGCGGCUGGAGGGGGAGGUAGAGGAGGGAGGAGGGGUAGUGUUUGUUAGGGUGCAGUCUGCCCAGGGAUAUCACAUGGGACGAUACACCUGUAUCAACAACAACACCAAGGAGCACUCCUCCAUCUACGUCUUUGUGAAAGACCCCCAGAGUCCGUUUCAGCGUUCUAUGGUGAACGGCAUUCUGGUCCGCGUCGGGGAGAACCUGACUUUACCAUGCCUGGUCACCGACCCUGAUGUGACCCCCGUGACCUUACAGACCUGUGACUUACAACCUUUACCCUCCGAUCUCCAUUACCACUCCGACCCCCAGCGCGGGGUCAUCAUCGGCAACGCCAGGAAGGAGUACGAGGGUUGCUACAUAUGCUUUGGCGAGCUGGCAGGUGCCACCGUGAGGUCGAGCCAGUAUACUGUGGACGUACGGCUCGUCCCUGAGCAGCCUCCAGUGAUCAGUCUGUCCCAGAGAGAGAGGGUGAUCCUGAGGAGAGGAGAGCAGUUUGAGAUCACCUGCAGCUCCUCCAACCUCAACCCUGACUUCAGCAUUAAGUGGGACUUCCCUGUUGGAGCGCGUGCCUUCCAGGCCCACACCUCCCACAUCCUGGCUGGUUCCCGUGGUUACCAACGCUCCACCUCCCUCUGGAUCACCUCUGUCAACCAAUCAGACGCCGGGACAUACCGAUGCCACGCCCAAAACGAGAGGGGCGCCACCACCGAUACCCUGCACCUGGAUGUCCGUGAGCGAGGCUUCAUCAGUGUGCUGGGUGACUCCCGGCCUAGCCAGUCUGCUGUCAGAGAAGGGGAGAGCCUAAGCCUCAGGGUAGAGUUGGAGUCCUACCCCAGACCAGGCACUCUGUCCUGGGCUUACAACGGCAAGAUCCUCCAAAACACCACGGAGCACGUCAUCACUGUGCGACGACACCGAUACAGGUACACCAGUGAGCUGCGUUUGGUGAGGGUCCAUGGGUCAGAGAGCGGGAUCUAUACCUUCCUAGUCAAUCAUGAGGACGCCUCUGUCAAUCAAUCAUUCCCUGUCUAUGUGAACAGUAAGCCUGUCAUCAUUUCCCAGGAGGGACCAGUUGAUGGACAGGUGCGCUGCGUUGCCACCGGUUACCCGACCCCUAAAAUCAGCUGGUUCUACUGUGAACUCCCCCACACACGGUGUUCCCACCUGACCAACGCCAGCCAACGGGAGCAGCGGGAGGUUGCCACGGUAACGGUAUCAGACUCGGCCUUCGGCAGCAGCGAGGUGGAGAGCCGACUGAACGUCACGAAGGGAGACGCACACACACACUUCCACACGUUGGAGUGUGUAGCGACCGCGCAGGGCGAGCAGGCUUACACACUGUUCUCCAUCAGCGAGCGCACUGUGCCCCAUAAGCUCUUCACCCCCCUGCUGACUGGUGUGGUUGUUACAGCUGUGGUACUGAGCAUCACACUGGUGGUUCUCCUCUACAAAUACCUUCAGAAGCCCAAGUUCCAGAUCCAGUGGAAGGUGAUCGACAGUAUCCACGGCAACAACUACAUCUACGUCGACCCCACCCAGCUGCCCUACGACGCCAAGUGGGAAUUUCCCAGGCAGAAACUACGCUUUGGUAAGACUCUGGGUUCAGGGGCCUUCGGUAAGGUGGUGAGAGCUACAGCCUAUGGACUCUGUUCUGCUGACUCCGUCAUGACUGUCGCUGUCAAGAUGCUCAAACCGAGCGCCCACUCCACCGAGAAGGAGGCUCUGAUGUCGGAGCUGAAGGUUCUCAGUUACCUUGGCAACCACGUCAACAUCGUCAACCUGCUGGGAGCUUGCACUGUGGGAGGGCCGACGCUGGUGAUCACGGAGUACUGUUGCUAUGGAGAUCUGCUCAACUUUCUGCGUAGGAAGAGAGAGACGUUCUUCAGCGCCCAGGCUGCUGAUGGGUACUACCGCAACAUCAACAACCCCGAGAACCAC
This is a messenger RNA of Oncorhynchus masou masou (cherry salmon), 2433 nucleotides long. RefSeq names its product mast/stem cell growth factor receptor kita-like. The transcript has 14 exons. NCBI's taxonomy places the organism in Eukaryota, Metazoa, Chordata, Actinopteri, Salmoniformes, Salmonidae. The annotation marks the transcript as partial. Gene Ontology annotation, biological process: hematopoietic progenitor cell differentiation; positive regulation of MAP kinase activity; positive regulation of receptor signaling pathway via JAK-STAT. Gene Ontology annotation, molecular function: ATP binding; transmembrane receptor protein tyrosine kinase activity; growth factor binding. The record is from RefSeq and is a predicted model, not a curated record. Gene Ontology annotation, cellular component: signaling receptor complex; plasma membrane.